GUCCGCGUCCUUUCACCUAAUCUUAACCUAUGUAAUUGACUAUCUUUAUAUUUUCACUUCAUGUGCUUUGCUGCAAGAAAUCAAUUAUCCUCUUAAAGGUUAUAAAAUGGCGACUUUAUCUACUAAAUUCACCCAUUAUUUCCUACGUUUCAGAACUAUGCUCUUUCAUGAAUUAGGCGAAGCCUAUAUACCUAGAUUGAAACAUAGAACAGAGGUAUUGGUUGGAGUAUUAAAAGAAAAAUCUGCUAAGUCCCUGCAGUCGGAGAUUGCACGAAAAAUUCGUGUUCUAAAAGGUUUUUAUAGAUUGGAAAUGUCCCCCCCAAGAAUCGAUGAAAUGAAGAGACUACAAGAGGAUAUCACUUUGGUUAAGGAGUUUAUAAAAAAUUACUGUUACAAAGAUCUCACUGUGCGGCAAGCUUGGUUACUGUUUCUUGUCUGUACAGAGAUUGGUCUAUGUUUUUUCCUGGGUGAAACAAUUGGAAAAAUGCGUAUCGUUGGUUAUAAAGUUUAGACAAUUCGAGCAUUAUCCAGUCAUUAUUUUACUUUCUUCUUGUUUUUAUAAUGUUUCUAUUUAAUUAUCUUAGCCUACACCUAUCUUUAUUCUAAUGUAUUUGAA
This is a messenger RNA of Pararge aegeria (speckled wood butterfly), 616 nucleotides long. RefSeq names its product ATP synthase subunit g, mitochondrial-like. Gene Ontology annotation, biological process: proton motive force-driven ATP synthesis. The record is from RefSeq and is a predicted model, not a curated record. Bases 107 to 511 code for a protein of 134 amino acids. The transcript is spliced from 3 exons. Lineage: Eukaryota; Metazoa; Arthropoda; Insecta; Lepidoptera; Nymphalidae. Gene Ontology annotation, molecular function: proton transmembrane transporter activity.